AUGCGCCACAGAUUCUGUCCAAGCAUUUGCCGUCUCCCGGCUCGCCAGAUUCCUCGGCUUCCAAGGGACCCCGCAAAGUUGCCUGAACAGUCGGGACCUUCGCAGGCACUGGUGUCUAGCCGCCCUCAUGCAGAGGUGACCGUUGAGACGCCCCAGAAGCGGAUAGCGCAAGCUAUCAAACCAAGACCUAAGAGCCUGCAAAGUUCGUCUUGGGCGACUGUGCAACAGGGCACACUCGAAACGCCCUCGAAGAAGAGGGCGAGCCCGUCGCAGGCCAAGUGUUUAGCCGCAUCUUCUUGGGCAGGGCAUGGAGAGAAGGAUACCGUCGUGCCAGACGUGAGUGACAUCUUCGAGACCGUUCUCCAGUCCUCAUUACCCGGUUUCUUGAGCGACGUGAACGGAAUCCACUACCAAAAGUGGCUGAAGCGCAACGGCCUUGAGCAUGGGCCAGAUCCUGUCAAGUUCGAACAAGGUAUCAAACGUCAGACCGGUCUUUAUAUGGAAGAGGCACCUGAGGAAAUGCACAACGGUGAUACUAUGACCAUUACCCGACCUAGGACCGGUUUUCGCUUCCAGACUGCAGAUUGGCUUGAUACGCCUUUGCGUACAGGCUCUAUCACCAGCUCGAGCCCUCAGUCUUCAUCUGGUUCAUCUUGUCGCCUUGAAUCUGAUGGCGCGUCUCAAUCCCCCCCGGGCAUCCGGGCGUGGUUUCAUCCGACCCCACGCAGAUUCUUCAAUUCCAGCUCCCCUUCGCCCGCUGUCCCUCCGUCCGGGGGAUCUGGAAGUUCUCAAGAGAACGGUUUCGACUUUAUUGACUUGACUUCGGGCACUCAGGAUGAUCCUCUCGUCAUCUCUGACUCUGAGGACAGCGACAUUGAGUAG
Fusarium tjaetaba is the source of this 882-nucleotide messenger RNA. RefSeq lists its product as uncharacterized. Lineage: Eukaryota; Fungi; Ascomycota; Sordariomycetes; Hypocreales; Nectriaceae. The transcript has 3 exons. The record is from RefSeq and is a predicted model, not a curated record. Bases 1 to 882 code for a protein of 293 amino acids.